AGCUAGAAAAUAUAGUUCCAUUUCUGCGUGGCAUACCCAAGUAACGAAGAUGUACAACGAUAGCAAACGCUUCCAGAGUCGCAAUCAGGGAUUAUUCUGCGAUGAACCGCAUCCCGUCGGCUUGCUGCCGGAGGUGGCUGCCGUGCGCAGUGAGAUGGAAAAAUGUUUCCCCUAUUCUAUACUGACCAAGAAGCACCAACUAAUGCAGGCUGUUGGUGGGUCUGGUGGUGCGCCAGCGGUUUCAAAUGUUGGAAAACCUUCACCACCUCCUGCACCGAUCGCAGCGAGCUAUCUGAGCCCUGCAUUGUUACCGGUGGUUGCAACAGCCGGUUUAAGAGAAUGUACAACGUCGGUGGGUGUGCUAAAUCCCGGUGCUGUGACUACUGCCGCAAGCUCAACCACGACCAGUGCUUUUGAACCGAUUGCGGAUGUAAAUGGAUUUUACGGCAAUGCGAUGGUGACCGAUGUGGGUAUUUGCUUCAGCAUGAGUAAUGUAAGCCUUAACGGACACCCUCCGACAAUUCCACUCGCUACGUGUACGGAUGUGCCAAUGGGACCGACGGCAUGUCCACCACAGGCAGCUCAUUUGCGAUUAAACUCACCGAAACGUUCUGCGUGCGAGAGACGAAAAUCAUACGAAGAUCCAGGACCAGAAACUGCAUUGUUGAAUGCCCGGCGGCGAGCCGCAGCGUUCGUACCCGUGUCGGCGAACGGUCGGUUUAAUCCGAGAAGCAUUCUAGGAACGGCGGCUCAACCAUCCCCCAGUUCCGUUGCCACACAUCAUCGACAGCCAUCUUUCUUUCCCGCAUCAACGGUGUAUCCUUUGGCACAUCAUCCCACGGCUGCCGGUAUCCCGGUAUUGCCAAAGCAACCGAAGCAACUGCCGAACGCGCACCCAGUGCAUCAACCACUGCCACGACAGCGUUCGCUUGGAAUGGUGGGUAAAAGUGCUUACGGUAUUGUUCGAUCGACUAGCUCGGAUCGGGUGCGUGGUACAGGUUCGCCUUCGAGCAACCCUGUUGGCAGUUCGUCGACGUUGGGCACGUUAGGCCUGGGCAUGACUCGAUCUUCUCCGCCAUAUUUUAAGCAACCACCCGGUGGCUCGAAAGCAAACUCGGUAAACUAUUACCAGGCUCCAGCUGCUGCACCCAGUUCUGUUAUGUCGGCCAACCCUUCACCAUACGGUAGUUCAGUUGGGAACCAUGUAUUAACGACCAACAUAAAUCAAGGACACCAUGUGCCAACCGGUGGUGUAUAUCAUCAUCGUGGAAACGUUCUGAAAUGUCUUCCCCUGUCGAACGGAAUACCUCUUGCCGGAGGGUCUCCCGCAACAGCUGCCGGGUAUGAAUACUAUAGGUACGCGAUCGAGGCAGCGGAAAGCGUUGGAAAGCUACAGACUUCCCAAUCGGUAGUACUUCCCAGCAGUACAAUAGCAUCAGCCAUUGAUGAGAAUCCGACGAGCACCAACGGACCAAUGAUGGAUUACAAUGAUCUGCGUCAACUUUUUCUGAAAUGUUGCUACAAUGAAAUGAAACUGCUACCAUCCGGGACUAUUUCAAAUGCAUCCACUGUGCUGCCAACCGACGUAUCUGCUCCCACAUCCACCACGACUAGUCUGUCGAGCAACUCGCCAGCGAAUCCUUACGAGUUUGACACGGAACCAAGUGCGACUGGCGUGAUCCCAUCAGCUUACCCAUCCGGCAGCCACUACCCGCUAACGAGCCGAUCCUGUCCAAGCUCACCGAACGGGCCCCACUGCCAUGUAUCUCCCGCACUGCCAACGACGGCCCCGUCCGCCUGCUCAACGCCCAUCGGUGAUGGUAGAUUAUCGGCAAAGCACGAUCGAAUCGAGUUAAGCGGUGAUGACGUGCGUCCGAUGGAGGUGUGCAGUGAUGAUGGGGGGGAAGUGGAUGCUGCAAGCCGGGACGAUGAUGUGCUUGAUGAUGAACCGAAAGAUUUUACUAUGAAAACUAUUGGGCUUUUGGAGCGCGCGAGCAAUAGUGGCGGAUGGCCGUCGAGUGAAAAGGCUGACAAACGUGUAGGACCGGCGAAGCAGUACGAGGAUUGUAGCAAAAAGGAGCUAAAGGCUGCCCCGAAAAAGAAAUGGAUACGGCACUAUAUGAAUGAUGAGCCGCUUUCGAAUGGCCACUCCACGGCACCACCGCUGGUCGUGAUCGCAACCAACGGAACCCAGCACCAUUCGAAGCAUUUGACCGUUAACCAUGUGGCGGUACCGAUCAGCACUUCCAACACCUCCCCGAUGACGAUCGACCUCUCCACCAAGGGUCUAAAUCAUCCGCAACAAAACACGCACUAUCAGCAACAACAUGCCACCCCGGUGCAUCCAUCGCACGGUCUCUCGACGACACCUCCCGCCUCAUCUACCCUAUCAUCGCUAUCCUCCUCCUCGUCCUCAUCCUCAUCCUCAUCAUCAUCCUCGUCGUCAUCGUCGUCCUCAUCGUCGACGCUAACCGUAUCACCGAUCGACGACUCUCAAUCGUCGCUAAAUCUCAGCAACGGUGGUUCCACCACGAAUGGGUACAUCGCCAAUCAUAGUGCCAAUAGUAAUGGCCCAACCACCACCACCAGCUCUACCACCGCAGGUAUCGGUGGUACGUCACCAUUGCCACCCGGAUUGACCAGCGUGCUCCCGAUCAACAUUAACAAUGUGCUGCAGGCAACAGCUGCCGUUUCUGUGGGAAGUACGUUGAACGGUACGAGCCCCAUCCUGGGCACGGCCCAUCAUCCUACGGUUCAGCAUUUGCCGUUGGAAUUGCAACAACAGGUGGCAGCGGGACUGUCGGUGGCGGCGAUCAACUCGCAGGGUGCGACCGCUGCCCUGUUUGCCAACAUACCGACGGGCACGCGGCGGAGAACGACCAGUUCCAACAGCAAUGGCGUUGGUACGCGUGAGGUGCACAAUAAGCUGGAAAAAAAUCGGCGGGCCCACCUGAAGGAAUGUUUUGAGCAGCUGAAGAAGCAGCUCAGUCUGCAACCUGACGAGAAAAAGAUCUCCAAUCUGUCCAUUCUGCACGCAGCCAUACGGCAUAUACAGCUGCAAAAGCGCAAAGAGCGUGAGUUUGAGCACGAAAUGGAACGAUUAGCCAAGGAGAAAAUUGCGGCCCAGAAUCGAAUUUUGGUGCUGAAGCGCGAAAUCACACAAAUGGGCGAUAUCGAUGUAUCCCGGCUGGCACCGGACACCGAUAUUACGCCCAAUCCCACCAACGGCGCUGGCAGUCUCGUCAAUCUCGUCAAUCCUGGCAGCAGCGUCCCAUCGGAGCGAGAUCAACAAUCCGAUAUAGGCGUUGUUUCCAAUGUGCCGGGACGUAAUGGCAUUCGUUACAGUUCCAGUAGCUCUCUGUCCAGUAUAGCUACGAAUGCCUCCAUCGGUAGCCUGCCGCUUCAAACGACCAUCUCCCCGGUCCUAUCUGUAUCAUCGCCAACACGUGCCAGCCCGGCACUGAAUCGUAAUUCGACCUCUCCUUCAUCGUCGCUGUCGUCGUCUUCGCCGUCCUCGCUGGCCUCAUCCACGCUAUCGGUUUCGUCUGCAGCGACGAACCUGUUGGCCCCGCUCUCGCUUACCACCAAGGGCACCAGCAGUAUGGAAGCGCACAACGGUAUGGCAAGCAUCGGUGGUCAGCAGCAACCAGCAUCGCUCAAAAUCACGGCGGCCCCACUGAACGGCUUAAAUUUGAGCAGUUCAUCGCUGGCCAUGGUGAACGGUACAAGCAUAAAUGGUACGAACGUCACAUUGAACGGAACAACCACAACGACCGCACCAUUGCCAGUUAUUGUCGGAGCAAAUGGGACGACAAAUAUAGUUGGGAUUGCCCAUUCGCAGCUGCUGGCAGCAACGUCCGCUGCAGGCGGUAACUCACCAGCCAUUCAGACUAUCCCACUGAACCUAAACGUUACAUCCAGCGCGGUGAGCAAUGGAUUGAGCGGUACUGGGCCCACCUCGAUCGCGAUCACCGCGACCGGUAGCUCGGUCGGUGGCGUUAGUGGCGCACUGAGUUUACCCAGCCAGGCUCUGCAGCUUACCAGCAGCAGUGCCAAUGGCAUCAGCAGUAGCAACAAUAGCAUUACUAGUACGGUCGUUGGUACGGUGGCAAGAACGGUGUACAACAGCACCAGCAUUGCCCCGACGCUGCCAACAUCGGCGACGACGACCACGGUGCAUGUGCCUGCCAUAGGUAGCAAAGAACUGAUCAACGGUACGAUCGGCAAGAACGGUACCGUACGGACUGAUAAUAGUAAGCAUGAGAUUAUCGCAACACAAUCACAACCCACCAACCACAGCACGGCCGUUAACGUAACGGCGGCCCUCGACCCACCGGGAACGAAGGUUAUCACCAUCAUGAAUGGUAACACGUUCGCUCUGGCUCCGUUGGAUAAGGACAGUAAGAUGGGCGUUGUGUACAGUCCCAUCUUGUUGCCGACUUCGCAAGGACUCCGCGUGAUACAGCAGGCCUCGAACGGAUUGGCAACGAUCGAGCUUGCACCGCCGAAUGGCGGCAAUCGUCUGCAGCUGCAUUUAACUCACUAA
Anopheles maculipalpis is the source of this 4546-nucleotide messenger RNA. RefSeq names its product mucin-19-like. Gene Ontology annotation, biological process: regulation of transcription by RNA polymerase II. NCBI's taxonomy places the organism in Eukaryota, Metazoa, Arthropoda, Insecta, Diptera, Culicidae. The coding region runs from base 50 to 4546 and encodes 1498 amino acids. The record is from RefSeq and is a predicted model, not a curated record. The transcript has 8 exons. Gene Ontology annotation, molecular function: protein dimerization activity; DNA-binding transcription factor activity, RNA polymerase II-specific; RNA polymerase II cis-regulatory region sequence-specific DNA binding.